AUUUAUUCACUCGCUUCUCACCGACUCAGUCUACUUAAAAAAAAAGUAUUUAAAUACUAACCGUUCAAAAACAUCGUUUAUAUCUUGUGACAUAUUUUUUUAUAUUUUUCAAAAACAUGAAAUCAUCUUCCUCAUCCGUUGACAUAGAUGAAUAUCUUGUCCAAGAAGAAGACGAUUUUAUCAAAGAACCCGAAUAUGCUGGCAUAACAGCAUCUUGGUUAAGAAAAGCCAUUACAAUUCUCUCUCAAGUAGCCGAAUUGAAUUCUCACAAAAAAUACAAAUCUGCUGUUAAAAUUCAAUCCAUCUACCGUGGAUGGAUAACAAGGAAAAAAAUUUCCUCUUUAAAUCAAUCAGCUAUUAAAAUUCAAAAAACAUAUCGUGGAUAUUUAGGUCGCCACAAGUAUUUCCAAAUUCUUGAAUCAACAAUUCAAAAAAAAAUCUUUGAACAUCUUAACAAAUCAGCAACAAUCAUUCAAUGUACAUUUCGUGGUUACUAUUCUCGGAUAUAUUCUCAUGAUCAUUUGAAAUUGAAGAAACUUCAACUCAAAGUAACUAGUGAAUUACUACAAUGUGUAGCUUUACAAGCAAGAAAACUUUAUAAAAAUCAACUCGUUCCUGGGUUGUUUCCAUUGAGAAACUCAAAAUGUCAAACUAAAGUUGAAAUACUCUUGGCAGUGCUUAAAUUGAAGACUUACAACGAAAAAGUUCGAAAAGCUCGAACUGCAGAAGUCAUGAAACUUAACAAGGCUUUUGAGCAAUCAGUUCUUGUUAAAGAUCAAAUCCCGAUUCCUUUUGGAAAGUGCGAGACAGUCAAGGCGAUGAAGUAA
Episyrphus balteatus (marmalade hoverfly) is the source of this 827-nucleotide messenger RNA. Its product is annotated as abnormal spindle-like microcephaly-associated protein homolog. Gene Ontology annotation, molecular function: protein binding. Gene Ontology annotation, cellular component: spindle pole. Bases 117 to 827 code for a protein of 236 amino acids. The transcript is spliced from 3 exons. Gene Ontology annotation, biological process: mitotic cell cycle; establishment of meiotic spindle localization; spindle organization. Lineage: Eukaryota; Metazoa; Arthropoda; Insecta; Diptera; Syrphidae. The record is from RefSeq and is a predicted model, not a curated record.